Molecule: messenger RNA, 1001 nt
Organism: Drosophila ficusphila
Lineage: Eukaryota; Metazoa; Arthropoda; Insecta; Diptera; Drosophilidae
Gene: Lsm11
Product: U7 snRNA-associated Sm-like protein LSm11
Exons: 2
Coding region: 116-859 (247 amino acids)
Biological process (GO): mRNA 3'-end processing by stem-loop binding and cleavage
Cellular component (GO): U7 snRNP
Molecular function (GO): U7 snRNA binding
Source: RefSeq, a predicted model, not a curated record
UAAAAGUUAAUUAAUCCAGUGUAAAAUUAUCAAUAAGCUUAUAUUCUCCUGUUUUUGAAUUACCAUCCCUUUGGCCUCCCGUUCAAUCGAUUAAUGUUAUCGGACAGCCGUGUCGAUGGAAGCGACGUUCAAAAACCCCGAAUUGGAUGUGUGCAGUGACCAGUUUAACCCCCUUAGAGCCUUGUACGAACCCAAUUAUAAGGUGACCGAUGUGGUCCCCAAAGUCCUGUACCAGAAUCUCGCCGCCUUCGACAGUGCGCUAAAGAAGUUUGGCAUCUGGCAGUUGAACAAGCGACAGAAGUCGGAAACUGGGGGAGAAGCAGGAGACGAUGCAGGACCUAAGAAGGCCUUAGCUUCCAGGUCUGCAGACAUCGCAGAGGCCCCUCAGCGGCGCUUUGAGCUGCAUCAGAUGCCCACGACCAGCACUUCGAGAAAGAAACACAAUCGCAACAUUUUCACGUACAUGGAUGCGGUUGUCGGUCCCCUGGAACUGCUUAAAAGGUGCAUUUCUCGGGAGAGCCACAAGGAAGUCAGCGAAAGAAGGCGUGUUCGGGUGGUGCUCCGCAAGCAAGGAGCAGUCGGUGGAUGCGUGGAGGGUGAUCUGAUCGCCUUUGACAAGCAGUGGAAUCUCCUUUUGAAAAGGGCCACCGAGACCUGGAAGCGACGCAAGUACGGUUACGGAGAGCAGAACAUAUGCGACACAGCUUCGGACUGCACAGACCGACUCAAGCAGUUGGGAAUUACUCUUCCCAGAUUCCAAGUCAAAAGUCUGAACCGGAAAAACGUGGAAAUUACGCGGGAUCUUCCACAGAUCCUUAUCCGCGGUGAAAACAUAGUUUUCGUUAGUUUAAUAACAUAAAAAACAAUUUAAUUAUAAAAUAUAUUUUUGAAACUGUAACUACGUAUUAGAAGUUGAUAUCUUAAGAGAAUUAAAACAAUCGUCGAUAAAAUAAAAUAUAAAAUCAGGCGGUUAUGCCCCUUCCCCCAGUGUGACCAAAGUC